GUAGUAUGUCUCAUUUGCUGUGAUAUAGUACAGAGAUUUCGCAUUUAUAUCAUCCCUUUUCGCCCAACUGUAUUGUAGAGUGGGUACCUGCGUGAUACUCAGCGAACCAACAGGCCUCCCGCCAUCAUCUUUCCUGUUCAGACCUAUACAUUGAUACUUCAGACACUUCGACAACAUCAGCGACAACAUCAACAGAGGAACGAAGAUGACGGGCGUCGAUGCAACUCAACACGCCGCCAGUGCAUCGCAGCCGUCCUAUUCCCGCGUCGUAAAUGUAAAUCCCUACACAGAGGCGGCCAAAUGGAAUCGCCAAAUGCUCCGCAAAAUCGGAGACACGUUGAAGGAAGAUCCCGAAGUUGACUUUACCAAACUCUUCACUAAACGGUAUGCAGAGAAAUUGAAGUUUUUGAAAGAAGGUCCAUCGGCCAGGUCAUCAUCCCAGCAGCCGUCUGGUCCAUCGUUCGACCGUCUUGAUCCUCGGUCAGGCCUAGAAGCAACGGACUCUACUACCAUACUGUUCGAACCAACGGCAGAUUUACAGCUCCUUAUCACAACUCAGAAUGAAUUAUCUACCACGCUUAUUGAUCUUCUUGCCGAAGGUAGUGUUCUUGGCAAAGGCCCGUCUAUGAUAGUUCUCCAGAUAAGCGAUACAAUCAUCGUGAAAGUCAAGCUUCAAGAUAGAUUUGCUAUCAAGGAAUAUCAUUCACUGGCGUAUCUGCAAAAGAAUCUUCCAAACUUCCCGGCACCGAAACCCCACGGCUUGAUUCACAUGGGCGUCUUCCAUCUACUCUUCAUGAGCCUGGUCCCUGGACGAACCUUAGAACACAUCUGGCCCGAGCUGAACGAUGCUCAGAAGCAGGACAUCAGCUGCCAGAUUGACGACCUACUUUCGAGUCUCCGGUCGCUCCCGCCCCCCAGCACACCACUUGGGGACGUAGAAGGAGAUGGUUGUAUCGACAGGCGGCGAUACCCUCGAGCCAACUCAGAGCCAAUAUUGAACUCUGAGCAGUUUCGGGAUUUCAUUUUCGCUGGGUCCAGAGGUACAACAGUUUAUAAUUCUCUCCUGCGCGAACUACUAGCAGACCCGGCAGGGUGUGUGUUCACACAUGGAGACAUCCGCCCAGCGAACAUCAUGAUGGAAGCGGAUAGCGGCGGGCGCUGGCGAGUUUCGGGCAUUAUAGACUGGGAGACGAGCGGUUUCUAUCCCGAAUAUUGGGAGAGUGUCAAGAUGACGAAUAACCUGACGCACAUAGAAAAGUGCGACUGGUACAACUACUUGCCCCAGUCUGUGUCUCCCCGCCGAUAUCCGACCGAGUGGCUUGUAGACAGAGUGUUAGAUGCAAGUAUGAAAAAUAGUUUUUGAGAUGAGAAGGAGGCCCAGGGGAAGGAGACUAUCCGGAGAUCUCCUUCUAUAGGUGAGCACCUGCGGUACGAUUCUCUAACAUAAGUCUACACUUAUCAUGAUACCAAGCUCUAUCAAACCACGAAU
Molecule: messenger RNA, 1489 nt
Organism: Xylaria bambusicola
Lineage: Eukaryota; Fungi; Ascomycota; Sordariomycetes; Xylariales; Xylariaceae
Product: APH-domain-containing protein
Exons: 2
Coding region: 206-1363 (385 amino acids)
Source: RefSeq, a predicted model, not a curated record